Molecule: messenger RNA, 612 nt
Organism: Daktulosphaira vitifoliae (grape phylloxera)
Lineage: Eukaryota; Metazoa; Arthropoda; Insecta; Hemiptera; Phylloxeridae
Gene: RpS30
Product: FAU ubiquitin-like and ribosomal protein S30
Exons: 4
Coding region: 167-562 (131 amino acids)
Biological process (GO): translation
Cellular component (GO): cytosolic small ribosomal subunit; ribosome
Molecular function (GO): structural constituent of ribosome; protein binding
Source: RefSeq, a predicted model, not a curated record
UAAAUUGAGUUGUUCAAUCUCAAAAGUAUGAUAUGAUAUAAUGAAAUUCUUUUGGAGAUGUGUUUACGGUGAAAACGUCCAUAUAGUUGCACGUUUUGACAAUUUAUGGUAUAAAUUCUUUUGAAUUUACAAUUAAUUCAUUCGCCAAUUGAUUUAAUUAUUAAAAAUGCAGUUGUUUGUACGUGGUCAAAAUAUUCAUGCUUUAGAAUGCCAAGGUUCUGAGAAUAUUUCUCAGAUUAAGGCAAAAUUAGCUGCAUUGGAAGACUUGGAAGAAAAUUUGAUUUCUUUAUAUUGCCAAGGAGAACCUCUCUAUGAUAACCAAGUUAUUGGAGAGCUAACCAAUUUCAAUGUUGAUCUUAUUGUUCCACUACUUGGAGGUAAAGUGCAUGGUUCUUUAGCCCGUGCAGGUAAAGUUAAGGGUCAAACUCCCAAGGUUGAAAAAGUUGAAAAGAAAAAGAAGAAAAAGACAGGACGGGCUAAGAGACGUAUACAAUAUAACAGAAGAUACGUCAAUGUUGUACAAACCUUUGGACGUAGGAGAGGUCCUAAUGCAAACUCAUAAUUUGUUCUUUUAUAUUUUAUUUUAAAUAAAUGAUUUAUCAUUUAUUAAAA